AAUACUCAUCAGUACAAUGAUCUUGAACUUUUGCUACCUUUUGUAUAUCUACAAAACCUGUUUUGCGUCUUUCAUUCACUUAUUAACCAUUUGUUCUUUUGCAAAUAUCGUCUCAGUCUAUCUAGGAAACUCAUAAGAUGAAGACAUUAUUUCUUCUUUUAGUAACUUUUGUCUUUACAAACGCAAAAAACUACAACAGAUGUGAUUUUUUCAAAGAACUCACCGAAAAAUUCAAUAUCGCGGAAGAAACUGCAGCGAAAAUUUCAUGCAUCGCUGAGAAAUCUGUCUUUGAGACAAAUCGAGUUGUCUAUCAUCCACCACAAGAGGAACACAGUUUCUUAAGCUCCCAUCCAAACUAUGGAAUUUUUCAAAUAAACUCGAAAUAUUGGUGUUCAGAAGUUGGAAACGGAGGAAUUUGUAAGAUUAAUUGUCAAAAGUUGAUUGAUGAUGAUUUGGAAGAUGAUAUCGAAUGUUUGAAAAAAAUUGUUGGAGAUUUCCAAAACGAUAAUUGGGGAGAACCAUGGAACAUUUUCCCGCAAAUUGACUGCAACUCUGCAGAAAUUUUGAAAAGCUGUAAAGAACCUGAAAGUACAGUUUGGAGUUCAUUAGAAGAUUGUCUCACGAACUUCCCAAACUUUGAAUACGUCUUUUCUGCUGCUGGUUUCGGAGGUGUCCUCGCAAAAAAACAUGAGUUCCCACAUGCAGCUGCGAUUGGUUGGACAGAUCCUGAUACAAAUUUGAUCAAAUGGGGAUGCGGUGGAUCCCUAAUCACGGAAGAUGUGAUUUUGACAGCUUCUCAUUGUACGAUGAACCGUGAAAAGCAAGCACCGGAUGUCGUUCGUCUUGGAGAUUUGAACAUUGAAUCAGAUCAUGAAGACACUGAUGCUCAACAGUUUAAAGUUCACUCGAUCAUUCGACAUCCGGAUUACAAACACCGAUAUAACGAUAUUGCCCUCAUCAAACUUGAACGGAAAGUUAACAUCACUAAUUUUGUGAUGCCAGCUUGUUUAUGGGAUAAGUUGGAACUUCCGCGAGAUGUUGAGCUCGAAGCUUGUGGAUACGGUCAAACGGAGUUCUUGGGACCAAUUUCGCCGUUACUGAUCAAAGUUGUUGUCACGGAAGUUGGUAGAGACGAAUGUCAGAUCCACUAUAAUGAUGAUCGGAAGUUGAGAAAUGGUUUAGAUGACAGGAUUCAUCUUUGUGCGAACGAUAAAACAGGUCACAGAAUGGAUACGUGUGAAGGUGAUUCAGGAGGUCCGUUGGAAAUGAAGUUGCUAAAUUACAACUUGAAGGUUCCUUUCCUCGUUGGAGUUACAGCUUUCGGGAAAGGAUGUGGAUUUGACUCACCUGGAGUUUAUACAAGAGUCUCUUCGUACAUCGAUUGGAUCAAAAAUUUUGUUCCUGAAGUUGAAAGUGAUCCGUUGAAAUGCUCUAAGCAAUAUAUGGAUUAUCGACAGAUCGUACGUCGAGUUUACAAAAGAAAUUUUGACCCUCAAAAAUCUGUUCUAAGUUCAUCUAAUGACCAAAUUGCUACAGCUACGAUAAUCUCAGAUCAAUAUUUGAUAACAACAGCAUCAAGUCUUCAAAAGCUUUCAACAAAACCAAAUCGAAUUCAACUUGAAGCAAACCGUAGCCAGAUAAUGAUCGAAAAAAUCAUCAACCAUCCAAAUUAUUCUGAAGACAACUCAGAAAAUGAUGUAGCUCUCAUUAAACUCCAAAAUCGCAUCAGAUGGUUUAGAGAGGAUCAUCCUUCUUGCAUUAGCAAAAACCCUUUUGAAAUUAAUGCAACAACUUAUCAACAAGAAAUUUUUAACAAUCGAUCAAGCUUUGAUUCACACUAUCGAAACAUCAAAAAUGAUACUUGUCUAGUUGCAGAAUCUAAUCAGCUUUGCUACAAAAGCGAUUUUUAUCACAUUCCUGGUUUAUGUAACGUUCCAAAUGGAUCUCCAGUUAUCAAGAAAUAUUUCUCUAAUAUUCAGAUGCAAACACUUGUUGAAGGCUUGGCAGUCAAAAGUGAUGAUUGUACUUUCACGAGAGCUGUAGAUGUCUCGAAACACUUUGAUUGGAUCAAUUCUGUAGUUUUUGAGAAGCAAGAUUAUUCACCUGUAAUUUAUCGAGACUCGGAUUUGAAUAAAGGAGACAUUUGUAGAAGUAUUGAGGGGAUGACAGGAAGGUGUAGACAGAAGGAAGAGUGUAUGAAUGUUGAUGACGGGCAUAUUUUGCUCUGUAAUGGAGGAACAAUUUGUUGUUAAAAUCGUGAUAAAAUAAAUUUUCGAAAAAUUUCAACACACUCAUAAGUCAAUCAAAAUUUUAAUUGAAAAAUUCUGAGGAAGAAAAUAAAAUUUAUGACUGUUGAUUUUUCUUAAGAUUUUCCCAAUUAAAAUUUUUAAAUGAAAUUGACGUAAAAGUGUGAUUUGUGCUAAUUUUACAAUAUAUUUUUGUAACAAUUGUUAAAAUUUUAACUUAAAAAGAUAAAAUCAGUAUUCAGUGAAAUAAAAUUAAUUAAAAAAAAAAAUACAUAAGAAUAAGGGUUUCUCAUUUUUCAUUCCGCAGGGUAUUUAUCAACAUUUGUUCAUAUAUUUUUUGUGUCAAGUUUCCAUGUUCAUUUACACAUUUUCAGACAACCAGGUCAAAUCUUGCAAAACUAAA
Culicoides brevitarsis is the source of this 2649-nucleotide messenger RNA. RefSeq lists its product as uncharacterized. Gene Ontology annotation, biological process: proteolysis. NCBI's taxonomy places the organism in Eukaryota, Metazoa, Arthropoda, Insecta, Diptera, Ceratopogonidae. The record is from RefSeq and is a predicted model, not a curated record. The transcript has a single exon. Gene Ontology annotation, molecular function: serine-type endopeptidase activity. Bases 138 to 2252 code for a protein of 704 amino acids.